This is a messenger RNA of Salvia hispanica, 1647 nucleotides long. RefSeq names its product Peptide chain release factor 1 (gene APG3). Lineage: Eukaryota; Viridiplantae; Streptophyta; Magnoliopsida; Lamiales; Lamiaceae. Gene Ontology annotation, molecular function: translation release factor activity, codon specific. The record is from RefSeq and is a predicted model, not a curated record. Gene Ontology annotation, cellular component: chloroplast. Gene Ontology annotation, biological process: chloroplast organization; thylakoid membrane organization; plastid translation.
GCAAAUAUUGUGAAGAUUGUUUUAUCCAUUUAUCCCAAAACUCAGCCGUAACCACGAUGACCAGUUUGACGGCAAGCUUCGCCGCUCGAUUCUCCUCCGCCACCGCGCAUUUUCCACCUGGCAGUCUCGUUCCGCGGCGUGACCUCUUCGUGCACCCUCCGACGCGACGUUGUCGCUCUGGAAGACUAGUGUGCACGGCGGAACCGUACUUAAUAACUAAAUUAGAGUCCGCUGAAAAGACGUGGAAGGAAUUAUCGGUUAGGCUAGCUGAUCCGGAUGUAGCCUCAAAUCCAAGUGAGUAUCAGAAAUUAGCUCAAUCUAUGGCGGAGCUUGACGAGGUUGUUGACACAUUUAAAAACUUCAAGGAUUGUCAAAAGCAGCUAGAGGAAGCAAAAGCUUUGGUAAAAGAGGCAGGUAAUGAUGAGGACAUGGUUGAGAUGAUAAAUUCAGAAAUUGCAAGUUUAGCCAAUCAGAUUAAAGAGCUUGAAGAGAGGCUAAAGCUCUUACUACUCCCAUCAGAUCCUCUUGAUGCAAGAAAUAUAUUGCUUGAAGUGAGAGCUGGUACUGGCGGAGAUGAGGCUGGACUUUGGGCUGGUGAUCUUGUACGCAUGUAUGAGAAGUAUAGUGAACGCAACUCUUGGAAAUUUUCGGCUGUCUCCAGCUCCGAGGCUGAAUAUGGUGGAUAUAAGACGUAUGUAAUGGAGAUAAAAGGGAAACGUGUUUAUAGCAAACUGAAGUAUGAGUCAGGUGUUCAUCGAGUUCAACGUGUCCCCAGAACAGAAACCCAAGGUCGAGUACAUACAUCUACAGCAACUGUUGCUAUCAUGCCAGAGGCUGAUGAAGUCGAUGUGGAAAUUGACCCAAAGGAUAUUGAGCUUACAACAGCAAGAUCUGGUGGUGCUGGAGGGCAAAAUGUUAACAAGGUGGAAACUGCUGCCGACCUUUAUCACAAACCAACAGGAAUAAGGAUUUUUUGUACAGAAGAAAGAUCACAACUAAAAAAUAAGAAUCGAGCAAUGCAACUUUUGCGAGCAAAAUUGUAUGAGAUGAAAGUAAGAGAACAACAACAGAAGUUGAGCAGCCAGCGAAAGAUGCAGGUGGGUACUGGUGCUCGAUCAGAAAAGAUUAGAACAUACAACUAUAAGGACAAUAGAGUUACGGAUCACAGACUAAAAAUGAACUUUGAGCUCACUUCAUUUCUCGAUGGGGACAUUGAGACAGCAGUUCAGUCUUGUGCUACGAUGGAGCAGAAGGAAUUACUCGAGGAACUUGCCUUGUCUGCGAGUGCCAUGGCUACAUGAUCGGCGUGUUGCUUCAGAUCUCAACCUCGACGUACUUUAAGGUGCAGUUGUGGAGGUACUUCUAAGCACAUACCAGUUGGAGAAUCCCUUCACAUGAGCAUUUGCCCUUAUAGCCACGAUUCUCUUGCAAUACAGAUCCAUAUGUUUGUAGUUUUGUUAAUUACAUGUUUGUAGUUUUGUUAAUUACACCAUCUUUUUUUUAAAAAUGUUAUGGUUGGUUAAGUGCUUGAAUGAAAAAUUGCAACUGAAUAAGUGCUUCUCAUGACUGGCAAAUAUUCUGUAUCAACCUAACAACUCAAAUAUUUUUGUUAUAGAUUACAUGCAAAAACAAGUUAAGUACUCCAUA